Brettanomyces nanus is the source of this 870-nucleotide messenger RNA. RefSeq lists its product as uncharacterized. Gene Ontology annotation, cellular component: cytoplasm. The record is from RefSeq and is a predicted model, not a curated record. The transcript has a single exon. Gene Ontology annotation, biological process: post-chaperonin tubulin folding pathway; tubulin complex assembly. Bases 1 to 870 code for a protein of 289 amino acids. NCBI's taxonomy places the organism in Eukaryota, Fungi, Ascomycota, Pichiomycetes, Pichiales, Pichiaceae.
AUGCCAAAAUUUGUCGAUUUCUCACAAGAAUUUUAUAUUCGAUACGAUGAGAUUCAAAAGGAGAUUGCUGCUGCCGAAGAAAUCGACCAAUUGCAACUAUUGGCCGAGAACAUUAAUUUGUUGAAAGAUUGGAUCUCGGACAAAGCUGAACAGUCGAAGGUUCCCUCCUAUAAUCUGAAGGAAUACUCCAAAUCGAUCAAAGACUUGAUUCUUCAGUAUGAGUUGAAAAAGUCUUCCUUCAUGCCCAAAAGUUUUAAAUUCAAGCAUAGACCAGUAUCGGAUCUCGCAGAUAAGAGAGUCGUCUUAAAUGAACAGCAGGAAGUACUCAAUACUGCCAUGCGAUCAUUUGCCGUUCCAACUUUAUCAAAUAUCACAGAUAAAUUCUUGUACCUUGAAUCCGGGGCUGGAAAUGUGUACUUCAAAGGAUUGCGUAGCUGCACGGUGGACAUUUCUCCGUCCCGUUCAGUCAGUUCCAUCACCCUUGAAGAUUGCGAGUAUACUAUUUUCCGUCUACAUUCAGAAGCAUUUAUCUUCCUCACUAACAUCAAUAAUUGUUUACUAAAGGCCUCAUGUCAGCAAUUACGUGUUCAUGAUACACACCAAACGUUCUUAGAUGUAUCCAUCGAAACAGACACUAAUCACAUAGUUAUUGAGAAUUCCGAUCAACUCCAGAUUGUGGAAUCUGGCAGUAAUUUCACUGUAGACGAUUUCAAUCGACCAAAUCAAGAUACUGACUCUGAUUCUAACUACAAACUAGUGAGCUGUCAGAAAUAUGAACAUACUAUAGCUGAUUACUAUCAAAAUUUAAGGCAGGGUCUACCUUAUUCCUCUAGUCACACAGUCGAUUUAAUUGAUAUGGUGAAAAAUUAA